AUGGAAUACGUCAAAGAUGGUGAAUUCUUUGAUUUUUUAUCACAAAAAAAGAAAUUAUCAGAAUAUGAAACUCGUAUCGUUUUUAAACAAUUAUUCGAUGCGAUAAAAUAUCUACAUGGUCAUCGUAUUGCUCAUCGUGAUCUUAAACCUGAAAAUAUUCUCAUGUCAAGUGCUGCAAAUCUCGAGGUUAAAAUUUCCGAUUUUGGUUUAUCAAAACUCCUUGGUCCUGAACAUUCAUUAAUGAAAACUUUAUGUGGAACCCGUCUUUACGUUGCUCCUGAAGUCAUCGCUCGAACUCCUAAUCGUAGUUAUGGAAGAUCUGUUGAUAUGUGGAGUCUUGGUGUUAUUCUAUAUGUCUGUCUUUGUGGAAAUUUACCUUUCGCUGAUGAAUUGGGCCCUCCAACUCUCCUCGAUCAAAUUAGAUUAGGAAGAUAUAAGUUUCAUUCCCCUGCAUGGGAUAAUAUUAGCAAUAAUGCAAAAGAUUUGAUUAAGGGUUUGUUAACUGUUAAUGUAAACAAUCGGUUAACAGUUUCUCAAGCCUUGGCACAUCCCUUCAUGCAGACACUACCUUCACCUCGAUCUAUUUCAAAUGCACCAAUUUUGACACGAGGGAAUGAAAACAUCCCACAAACUAGAAGGAAUCAAAGAAGUUUUUCACGGAGUCACACGUACACAGAUUCUACUGAAGCAGAUUUUGCUGAUGAUGAAGCAUCAUUCGUUACUGCAGGCACAGUUGAAUUAUCAAGUUCUUCCUUACAAUCAGCCGACUCUGAUAUUCAAUAUCUUUAUGAAACUUCUUAUUUUUCGAUUGAUUAA
Dentiscutata erythropus is the source of this 816-nucleotide messenger RNA. Lineage: Eukaryota; Fungi; Glomeromycota; Glomeromycetes; Diversisporales; Gigasporaceae. The record is from the annotation of a GenBank genome assembly.